UCCAGUCAAUUAUUGGAUCUAAGCACCCUUUAUCCAUCUGUAUGACUGUAUCAGGAUCAUGCUCACUCAUGCCAAAUCUAUCCCCAUUCCUCAUCAGUAUUAAAGCAAAAACCUCUCAACUUACAUUGCACUACUCAAUCUGGCAACGUACCAGAACCAGAGCUUGUAGAAGAAAGAGACAGCUCUAUAUAGUAGUAACAUAGAUAUAUGGAUCAAUUGAAACCAAGCUCUGUAAAUUCAUGUCCACUUACUCCAUUAACAUUUUUGGAAAGAGCUGCUAUUGCUUAUGGGGAAAGUACUUCUAUUGUCUAUAACUCCACUACUUACACUUGGUCCGAAACAUUUGCCCGAUGCCUACGCGUCGCUUCCUCAAUUUCUUCCCUCAUUGGCAUAAAAAAAGGCCAAGUUGUUUCUGUUUUGGCUCCAAAUAUCCCACAAACACUCGAGCUUCAAUUCGCUGUCCCAAUGGCUGGUGCUGUCCUAAACAACAUCAACACUCGCCUCGACGCCAAGACCACCUCUGUUCUGCUCCAACAUAGUGAAUCCAAGCUUCUCUUUGUUGAUUACCAACUAUAUUCUUUGGCACUUGAUUCAAUUUCAUUGUUCCCAUCUAACGUGAACCCUCCAAUUCUAGUCCUUAUAGAAGAUGAAAACUCCGUUUCAUUUUCAAGAAUCUUGAAUUUUCAUGAAUGUACUUAUGAGUCAAUGGUGGUGAAGGGGGAUUCCAACUUCAUUUGGGUUCGGCCUGAAAAUGAUUGGGACCCCAUGACAUUGAACUACACUUCUGGUACAACAUCUUCGCCCAAAGGAGUGGUACAUUCUCAUCGAUCUCUUUUUAUUAUCACUGUUGAUUCUUUAAUCGAUUGGUACGUACCAAGUCAGCCAGUUUAUCUAUGGACACUGCCAAUGUUCCAUUCCAAUGGAUGGAGUUACACAUGGGGUAUGGCUGUAGUUGGUGGGACCAACAUUUGUCUUCGAAAAUUUGACGCUAAUGUUGUGUUUCAUGCCAUAAAUAAACACAAUGUCACACAUAUGUGCGGUGCACCCGUGGUACUUACCAUGUUAGCCAAUUCACCUUGUGCUAAGCCCUUAAAAAAUCCAGUACACUUUCGUACUGGUGGCGCUCCUCCCCCUGCCACGGUAGUUCUCCAAGUUGAAUCGUUGGGAUUCGUCGUGAAUCACGGGUAUGGGAUGACGGAGGUGGCAGGGGUGGUUGUGUCAUGUAUUUGGAAGCCCAAGUGGAACAAAUUAAACGCAAAUAUGAAGGCAAAAUUGAAGUCGAGACAAGGAAUUAGGAGCUUAGGAAUGACAGAAGUGGACGUAGUGGAUCCAGAAUCUGGAGUGAGUGUGAAGAGAGAUGGAUUAACAAUGGGGGAAAUUGUAUUAAGGGGUGGAUGCAUAAUGUUGGGUUAUUUAAAAAAUCAAGAAGCUACCUCAAAAUGCAUGAAAAAUGACUGGCUUUAUACAGGGGAUGUAGCAGUAAUGCACCCUGAUGGGUACUUAGAAAUUAAGGACAGGUCAAAAGAUAUUAUUAUUAGUGGAGGUGAGAAUGUGAGCAGCGUGGAAGUAGAAUCAGUGCUUUAUUCGAACACUUAUGUCAAUGAGGCAGCAGUUGUGGCAAGGCCAGAUGAACUUUGGGGUGAAACGCCUUGUGCUUUUUUGAGUUUGAAAAUGGAGGUAAAACAAAAGCCUAAGGAGAAAGAAAUUGUAGACUUUUGUAGGGAAAGAUUGCCACAUUAUAUGAUACCAAAGACUGUAAUUUUCAUGGAUGAACUUCCAAAAACAGCAACUGGGAAGAUUCAGAAAUUUUCUCUAAGAGAGAUUGCCAAGGGAUUGGGGUCUUUACCUGCCAGUCGAAUGUAAGCACUGAAUCCCACAUAAAAUCUUUUUCAUGUAUAAUUUGAAAGGUCUUUUUUUAAUA
Messenger RNA from Nicotiana attenuata, 1921 nucleotides. RefSeq names its product probable acyl-activating enzyme 6. The coding region runs from base 208 to 1863 and encodes 551 amino acids. The record is from RefSeq and is a predicted model, not a curated record. The transcript has a single exon. Lineage: Eukaryota; Viridiplantae; Streptophyta; Magnoliopsida; Solanales; Solanaceae.